GUUCGAGCGCGGUCGCAUUCUGGCAACUCCGGCAACUGGACAUGAUACCGCAGCACACAACGCCGACCUCGACGACGCCGAUGGCCACGGUGGCGAUGGAAGGCCUCACGCCGCUCUCGGAGCACCACGUGACCCCGAUUCUAGACGCGCCGCCGCUGCCGCGUUCGCUGCGCUUUGGGACGCUGCGCUUCGUCGACCACCGCCGAUGGCACUAUGGCAUCAUGUGUGUGCUCGCGCUCGACUUUUUCGGUAACUGCAUUGCUGUUUCCUUUACGUCCAAAGACUCGUUCAUCGAGUAUGCGGCGGCCACGCGGCUUGCGUCGGGUGCCUGCAUGGUGGUCUACGCCGUCGACAUGCUCUUGCGGAUCGUUGCGCUGCGCGGUGCGAUGACGCGGUCGGGCUUUCUCGUUGCGGAUACGCUGGCGUUUCUCUUGCUAUGCGUGGGCUUGGCGCUUCGGUACGUCUUUGCCGACGAUCUCGCUACGCUCAAGAUCGUCGCGAACGGCUGGACCACCAAGUUUGAGACCAACACCAAGUUUGUGUCCAACCAGAUCGAGCUGUACUUCGACACGGCGUAUGCGGUCGUCGUGGCCGCGCGUAUUGUGCUCAAGCCGCGCGCCCGCAUGUUCUCCAAGAAGCUCCACACGAUUAGCAAGUACAGCUGCAGCAUGGCCAUUUCGAUCGCGUCUGUCAAGGCCGCGCUGCGCCGUGUGCCCACCAUCACUGCGGUGGUGAUCGAGCAGCUCGACACGGAGCUGCGCAUUGUAUGUGGCCGGGACGACGGCGACAUGACGCGCGCCGAGCUAUUGGCGUUUCUCGAACGGGCGCUGCCGUGCCGGCCUCGGCACAUGACCGCCUCGACGUUCUUGAGCCACCUCCGCGACAUUGAUGCCCGCGCCAAUGGCUCGGCGUAUUGUGCCUACGACGUGGUCCGGUCGACGCUGCAGCACUGGUCGACACAGUCGGUCGACUUGGCGCUGACAACGUUCGUCGUGCUCGUGUCGGCGUCGAUUUUGCCGCUGCUCGCGUAUUUCUUAAAGCUGUGCACCGACCAAGGGUUUCCCGCGAGCGUCUGGGUCUACGCGCUGCACAACUUUGACGACUUUGGGCUGGACCAAGGGCUGAGCGUCCACGCAAGCUUCAAGUGGAAGAAUCAAACGUCCAACGACAAUGGCACGCUCGUGGACCUGCCGUUUCUGCCGUGGCACAGCCUGCUCGAAGGUGUCAUUGGCAUCCUUGGGAUUAGCAUUCCGUUCGUUGUCGCCGACUACGCAAUGGGGUAUUUUCAAUCGAAAAUGAUUGCAAAUGCGACCAAGCGCCUCCAGGACACGCUCUUUCACGUGCUGUUGCGGCAGCCGACGACGUUUUUUGCCGACCGAUCCGACGGCGACCUCAACAACCUCUUCCAGUCGGACAUUGCGCGCGUCAAUGCCAUGUGGCAAGCGGUGUUUUGGAAUCUCAUGAACCCGAUCGUGUCGAUUGUUGUUGGCUUUGUCUACCUCAUGUACUCGGAGCCGACGGUUGGCGCCAUGUCGUUUGCCUUCUCGGCCAUCAUCGUCACAUCCGGGCCUCAAGGCCUCGCGGCGCGCAAAUCGCAGCACUUUGGGUCGCUCAGUGCGUACACAGCUGCCGAGUUCCAGAACGCUGUCGCGUGUCAUAAAGUGGUGCGGGCGUACCAUAUCCAGGACCCGCUGUUGACCAAAUUUGGCGCCACCAUUGGCGUCCUCCGGCGUACGCAAUUCUCAAAGGAUUUUUGGAGCGGCGUGGUCCAGAUCUACAUCGAGUCGGGCAUGUUUAUCUUUGUCCAAAUUAUGACUGCGUGCCUUGUCAUCAAGGUAUUCCACGGUGACAUAACAUCGGGCGACUUUUUCUCGUGUGUCACGAUGCUCAACCGCAUCUCGACGCCCGUGACGAUCCUCGGCGGCUUUAUGCGCGUCGCGAUCGGCAACGCGUCGAGUCUCCAGCGCCUCGACGAGAUCGUGCGCGAUGCGGCCGUAACGGCGGCGGCUUCCGAAGCCGACGAUGCUGCAAAGCCAGCGCUGCCCCGCAUGACGCACAACAUGACGCUGACCGACGUGUGCUUUCGGUACGAUGCCAACGCCCCCGAGAACGUGCUCCAGCAUGUGAACGCGACCUUCCACAAGGGCGAGUAUACGUGCAUUGUGGGUCCAAGUGGCUGCGGCAAGAGCACGCUCCUCGGCUGCCUCGUGCAGUUUUACGUCCCGACCGAAGGCACCAUCUGUGUGGAUCAACACGUGGUCGCAUCCUACUCGCAAGCGAGCUUCAGCGACCAGACGGCGGUCGUGUUCCAGGACGGCGGGAUCCUCAACGGCUCGAUCCUCGACAACAUUGCCUAUGGUCGGGACGGCGCGACCCGUGACAUGUGUUUGGAAGCUGCCAAGUUGGCCGAGUGCCACGUCUUUGUGGUCGGUCUCAAGGACGGCUACGACACGAUCAUAGGGCAGCACGCGGUCGUCAACCUCAGUGGCGGCCAGAUCCAGCGCAUUUGUCUGGCCCGCGCGCUCGUGCGGCAGCCGAGUCUGCUCUUGCUCGACGAAGCCACGAGUGCGUUGGACCCGGAGACCGAAGCCAGCAUUGUCCAGACGCUCGAGAAGCUCGCCAAGCAGCUGCACAUGACGAUCAUUUCGGUCACUCAUCGCCUGUCGACAGCGCGCCACGCCGACAAGAUUCUCGUCAUGCAAAAUGGCGCGGUUGUCCAAGAGGGCACGUACCACGAACUGCUCAUGGCACCCAACUCGGUGUUUGCGGAGCUCGUGCGCAAGAUGGAGGCGACCGACGAGCGCGCGCCGAGCGUCCAUUUCCGAACGCUCGACGGUCCUCGCACGACAGCCACCUUUGAUACACACCGCGCACUCGAGCUAUUUGGCUCAGACUUAGACGCGCGCGCGGUGUCGCGGAAGCGGUCGGAGAAUGGGUCGGCACUCGAUGGUCGACGACACACGACCCGGUCGUCCAAGGGUGACAACGGCAGCUUUCUUCUCAUCUAGCGGCAACUAUAACAUGAACUACGUUUUAUCAAUCAAUCAAUCAAUCUAUCAAUCAAUCAAUCUAUCA
This is a messenger RNA of Saprolegnia diclina VS20, 3075 nucleotides long. RefSeq lists its product as hypothetical. The record is from RefSeq and is a predicted model, not a curated record. Gene Ontology annotation, cellular component: membrane. Gene Ontology annotation, biological process: transmembrane transport. Bases 42 to 3008 code for a protein of 988 amino acids. Lineage: Eukaryota; Oomycota; Saprolegniomycetes; Saprolegniales; Saprolegniaceae. The transcript is spliced from 12 exons. Gene Ontology annotation, molecular function: ATP binding; ABC-type transporter activity; ATP hydrolysis activity.